Molecule: messenger RNA, 1684 nt
Organism: Tachyglossus aculeatus (Australian echidna)
Lineage: Eukaryota; Metazoa; Chordata; Mammalia; Monotremata; Tachyglossidae
Gene: KATNAL2
Product: katanin catalytic subunit A1 like 2
Exons: 15
Coding region: 1-1557 (518 amino acids)
Molecular function (GO): ATP hydrolysis activity; ATP binding; protein binding
Source: RefSeq, a predicted model, not a curated record
AUGAAGACAGAAGCUCGACGCAAAAAUCUCCUCAUUUUGAUUUUGCAUUAUUUAACGCAGGAAGGGUAUGUCGAUGCCGCAAAUGCUUUGGAACAAGAAACCAAACUAGGGUUACGACGCUUCGAAGUGUGUGACAAUGUGGAUCUUGAAACCAUUCUGAUGGACUAUGAGAGCUAUUAUUUUGUAAAAUUCCAGAAAUAUCCCAAAAUCACCCGAAGAGCCCCAGAGAUUGCUGAAAAUAGAGUCCCACCAAGAAGUGGAGGAAAAGCAAAACGGAUGGUGAGUGACACAUGUCAGAAUCUUCCCAAGAUCAAUCAGCAUCGACCACUCUCAAAAACUGCAGGCGCGAGGACAGUAGACUCUAAACCAACCAUCAAGGAGAGCCCCAAACAGGAGAUUGAUAACCCAGCUCCUCUGGAAAAUGCUGACUUUGGUUUAAAUAUUUCGGGAAUCAACAAAAGUAGUGGAGAGUCUAUUCAACAGAAAAAGGGUCAAAUAAUCGAUUUACGUGGGAUGAUCCAAGAUGCUAUCAAAGGAGCAACUAAUGAAAUAGCAUUAAACAGCUUUAACUGUAAUCCAGACCCUUCAGAACGAUUGCUAAAACCUCUGAGUGCAUUUAUCGGCAUGAACAGUGAGAUGAGAGAACUUGCAUCUGUUGUGAGCAGAGACAUUUAUCUCCAUAAUCCAAACAUAAAGUGGAAUGACAUUAUUGGACUCGAUGCAGCCAAGCGGUUAGUCAAAGAAGCAGUUGUCUAUCCUAUAAGGUACCCACAGCUGUUUACAGGAAUUCUUUCUCCAUGGAAAGGACUAUUACUGUACGGCCCUCCAGGUACUGGAAAGACCCUGCUGGCUAAGGCCGUGGCCACUGAAUGCAACACGACCUUCUUUAACAUCUCAGCAUCUACUAUCGUCAGCAAAUGGAGGGGCGAUUCCGAAAAACUCGUGCGGGUGUUGUUCGAACUGGCCCGGUAUCAUGCGCCUUCCACGAUUUUCUUGGAUGAGCUGGAAUCGGUGAUGAGUCAGAGAGGCACAGCUCCAGGGGGAGAACACGAAGGCAGUCGGCGGAUGAAAACGGAAUUACUGGUGCAGAUGGACGGCUUGGCCCGGUCUGAGGAUCUGGUGUUUGUUUUAGCAGCUUCCAAUCUGCCCUGGGAGUUAGAUUAUGCAAUGUUGCGGCGCCUGGAAAAGAGGAUUCUGGUGGAUCUCCCAAACCAAGAGGCCAGGCAGGCGAUGAUCCGACACUGGCUGCCCCCGCUGAGCAACAGCCGAGGAGUGGAGCUCCGGACGGAGCUGGAGUAUCCCUUGCUUGGCCAGGAGACAGAAGGCUACUCCGGCUCCGAUAUUAAGCUGGUCUGCAAAGAAGCAGCCAUGCGGCCUGUGAGGAAAAUCUUCAACGCCCUCGAAAAGCAUCAUUCAGCUGGCGGUGAUUUACCCGCAAUCCAGCUGGACACGGUGACUACAGCCGACUUUCUGGAUGUGAUAGCUCACACCAAACCUUCCGCCAAGAAUUUAACUCAGAAAUACACAGCCUGGCAGAGAGAAUUUGAAUCAGUCUGAAAUAGCUUCUGACCAUCCAGCUAAGGAGAGCAGUGGAGCCUUGGAUAGAGUAAAACCGUAAUUUAUUUGGGGGGGCGGAAUUUAUUUUUGCUUUAGAAAACUUGAAUUUCCCUGUGAUACCUCUGAG